GGGGAGAUGCCGUUCAUGUUCGAGGUUAUGCCUGGAUUUGGUUGGGAUAAUCUUGUGAAUGAGAAUCGGGGCGUUGUUGUGAAUUUUAAUUAUUCAAAGUGCAAAACUACAGAGGACAGAAGAUAUCUCAUCCCAGAUGGAGUAGUAACCAUUCCUAUUAAGACGAGUCACAUGAACGUUUUCUCUAAGGUGUAUGAUCACUGGUCUCAGUAUGAAUCUGAUACAUCGUUCUCUGUGAACAACGCAGCUUCGGCAACCAUUAAGGGUGUAAAGAUUGCAGCCAGUCUGUCUUCCGAGUAUGAGCACAUUAAAAAGCAUCAGCUAGAAGACAAAUCAAUCACAACUAAAGUCCAAGCACGAUUCGUCCGGUACACAGCAAAGAUUCUUCCUGAUGUACAGUUAGAUCAGUCUUUCCGAAAUCGUCUGCUAAAGAUUGCCAACCAUAUUCAACAAAAUCGAAAAUUGUCGACAAAAUAUGAAAGUGAACUGCUUGUUCGAGAUUUCGGAACUCACGUACUUACGAGCGUUGAUGCUGGUGCGUCUAUCGUCAAAGUAGACCAGAUUGACUCUUCCCUUCUCCAAGAUAGCACAAUCGACAAAGUUCAAAUAGGGUAUGCAGCGAGUGUCUCUCUGCCUGGACUUGCAAGUGUUGAUGUAAAAGAUAAAUUCUCAUACUCAAAAACUGCACUUCAAAAAUACAUGCGGAACGUUAAAAACUCGGACAUCAGAGCGUACGGAGGUCCGCCCAUGAAUCCUGAAAAUUUUACACUCAGUAAAUGGACAACUACUAUUGGAAAUGAUUUGGUUGCAGUGGAUAGAAAUGGAUUUCCUUUAGACUACGUCAUCUCUACUACUGCGCUUCCUGAAUUGUCUGCAAGUUUGGUUGAAGAAAUCGUUCAAAAUGUUCGAAGUGCAAUCUCGUCCUACUUCCUCCAUAACACGUAUCCAGGAUGCACCGAUCCAGACGCACCAAACUUCAGCAAAAUUUCAAAUCUAGAUGAUGGUACCUGUCAUGCACCUCUAACGAACCUUAGCUUUGGUGGAAUUUACCAAACAUGUCAGUUCCAGGGAGGAUUAAUGAAUAACGAAAACAUGUGCAACACACUGAACAUUACUGUAAGAAAUCCUCAAACACAGAACUUUCGAUGUCCAAAAGGAUUUGAUACAGUUCUUCUUUAUGAAGGAAAAACACAUAAAGCUCAACAUGAGCACAAGUGUCAUAGAUGCUGGGCCUUUUUUAAGUGUUGUCACGACAAGUCUUAUUAUGGCUCUGCAACAUAUACAUCGUAUUGGUGUCGUGCAAAACCAAACACACCUGUUCAAGAAAACAGCGGAUUUCUCUUUGGAGGUCUGUACUCAGACAGAACUAGUAACUUUGUAACUCAAUCAAAAUCAUGCCCGCAGUACUAUAAUCCAAUGAAGAUUGCCUCUAAUGUCUAUGUCUGCAUCAGUGAUGACUAUGAACUUGGCGCCAAAUCUGCCGUGCCAUUUGGUGGUUUCUUCAGUUGUCAGCAUGGUAACCCUUUAGUUGAUAGUAAAUAUACAAAAUCUUGUCCAAAGGGUUUCAGUAACCACUUAGCCACAAUUGAUAACAACUGUGAAAUAGAAUACUGCGUACGGACAGGCCAAAUGUCCGAUCUAAAAUUCCCUACCGUUCAGCUCCCGCCGUUUUUUGAUGUUCCUGCAGAGAGUUUAGAGGAACCAGCAAAUUACAUAAUUUCUCAUGAUUCUGAAUCGUGGGUCCAACUUAUUGAUCCCGAAAUGAAAGGAGAUAAACCAGACGAAUCAAGCUGGACCACAUUGAAUUCAGCACCCAGAGAAAUGGCCACCCUCAUGAAGAAAUUCACAGGUAACCAUGUAGUGCAGGAAAAAGACGAUCCGGGGAUGUCAAAAGGCGCCAUUGCGGGCUUGUCUGUUGGCUUGACUACAGCAGUUUGCGUAAUUGUAGGUAUUGCGAUAGCUGUUCGUCGCAAUCGCAAGCAGAAGAAAAUCUACGAAAGUUUUGAGUAAGCUGUUUUCCUCCAUCGUGUUUCUAUGCAAGAAUGGUUACUUUGAUGUUUUGUGACGAAUAUUUGUGGGGUUUUUUUGUUUGUUUUUCAAUUACGAACUACAUGUACAGUGCUUUUAAUAUUAUGUGGAUGAAGACAUUGGUCGAGUACAUUAUUUUGGGGUCAUUUUUCUUCCCGGACAAUUAUCAAAACAAAUCAUGGUCUUUAUAGUGGAGUACAUUCCUGCUUCCGAGACCUCUUUUCAUUUUCAGUUUAAUUAUUUAUCAUAGAUUUUUGUGUUCCGCUGUCUAACUUGUUUUAAUACAAUACAGACACGCGGAGAUAAAAUAUAUACAUGUAUCAAGCAAAGAGAAAUUAUCUUAAGGAAGGAAUCAAAGAAUUUUUCAGCAUUAUUGUAUCACAGGGAACAAUAUCUGGCUUUUCAUCCACUGUCUGUUUAGAAAGCAGUGGACUUGUCGCUAAUUAUAACUCUUUAAGUUCGAAAAUUUUAUCAAUAAAGUCAGUAGAAACUCGAUUGACCAAGCCAUGAGAUAUUGCGUUAGCUUAGCGAAGUGUCACUGUAUCAAAAGACCCAAAUAAGGCAAUACAAGUUUUGAUCCCACAUAUUUGCUUGUUUAACAGUAAAGGUACUUUGUCAUGCAAGUGUAUUUAUUAUAAUCAAUUUUUGUGCUCAACUAACAUGACUCAUAAUAUUAAAUCUUUUAGUUUUGAGAAUUAUCAAAAGUAGAGGAGAAGAAAAAUGUUAGCACUCUGAAAUUACGUUUUGUAUAGUUCGUUAAAAUUUAAGGCGAGUGCGUAUGUAAACAUUUCAUCAAACUUUAAAGUCGAAAGUUAUUUCAGCGUACCAUCAACUUUCUUCUCCUGUACCUUUAAUGAUUCACACAAUUUCUUGGAAGUUUUUUAUUUAGUUCGCAUUGAAAUACAUGCAUGUACAUAUCUAAGUUUACAUGGAUGAUACUGAUGAGUGAUGAUAUACUAGUCUUCCUAUUUAUAUAAUUCAAUCCACUCAAAAUCAUUUUGAACUCUUGAAUCAAAAUCAUCAUGUGUAGUCUUUUUCAGGAAAUAUGGCUAAAAAUUUUUAUUCUGACAAUAUAUAAUUAACACAGAAUAAAUUCAGGCCUCAAUCAGUUAUUCUCAUUCCCUGCGGUUUAGUUUAAUGUAUAAUGUACCGGUCUAGUAAUUUAAUGUUGUAAAUACAUGUACUUCUUUAAUAUUUGUAUUAUUAAUGUAUACUGCCUGUAUUUGGGUGCAACAUUGAAUAUUUUCACCCCAAGAAAACACACAUGUAUUGUCAACCAAGGGGCAGCCAAAAUACAAUACUGUUUAUGUUACAAAUGUAUAUAUAAAACUCUAAAUAAAUAAAAA
Messenger RNA from Saccostrea cuccullata (small rock oyster), 3374 nucleotides. Its product is annotated as macrophage-expressed gene 1 protein-like. The annotation marks the transcript as partial. The record is from RefSeq and is a predicted model, not a curated record. The transcript has a single exon. NCBI's taxonomy places the organism in Eukaryota, Metazoa, Mollusca, Bivalvia, Ostreida, Ostreidae.